Seriola dumerili (greater amberjack) is the source of this 1172-nucleotide messenger RNA. Its product is annotated as zinc finger protein Gfi-1b-like. The coding region runs from base 104 to 1051 and encodes 315 amino acids. Gene Ontology annotation, cellular component: nucleus. Gene Ontology annotation, biological process: regulation of transcription by RNA polymerase II. Gene Ontology annotation, molecular function: DNA-binding transcription factor activity, RNA polymerase II-specific; RNA polymerase II cis-regulatory region sequence-specific DNA binding. Lineage: Eukaryota; Metazoa; Chordata; Actinopteri; Carangiformes; Carangidae. The record is from RefSeq and is a predicted model, not a curated record. The transcript has 6 exons.
GGAUGGGUGUGAGAAAGAGAAAAGAGGACACUGUCAACGGUGAGGACACAAGAAACAAGUAUUCUCAACAUUCAGCUGCGCAAUACAAAGUCACCGCUCUGCUAUGCCGCGGUCGUUCCUCGUCAAGAGUAAAAGGUCUCACCUCCUCGGCCCGUCGAAGAAUUCCUACAGAUCACACUCCAGGUCCCGAAUGGAUGCUGAGCAGCCUGUGCAGCAUGUGAUGCGACAGGACAGGAGGCAUCCUGAAGAUGCUGUGCAGCCCUCGUCCCCCACAUUUGGGGUAAAAACCCUUCUGGCUGAAGCUUGCUCACAAUGGAAUGGGGUCCAGUUUAACAGCCCCCGCAAAGAUGAUCCGUGGACUCCAGCAAAAGUCCCUGUGGAGAACAGAGACGCUCCUCUGGCUGUCUCGCCGUGGUCGUCAGACAGACACCAGGCAUCUGACAGAGAGAGGGAACUGGAGAGACUGGUUUUCAUGCUACUCAAUCACACGUCGCACACUGACCUAAAAUCCCCCGUCAGCCAAUGUCCACUCUGUGAAAAGUCUCUCUCAGAAGUCCUACUAUCAGGUGGCCUGCAGGCUCAUGUCUUCAACACGGUCCCUGUCCCACUGACAAGAUCCCCCAUAGCCACAAACAUGCCCCACAUGCCCUUCAGCUUCAGAGCAGUUGGCAGCUACAGUAGAGCGAAGGAGCGUAGCUUUGGCUGCAAGGUGUGCGGAAAGGUGUUCAAGCGCUCGUCCACCCUGUCCACACACCUCCUCAUCCACUCGGACACGAGACCCUACCCCUGCCAGUACUGCGGCAAAAGGUUCCACCAGAAGUCAGACAUGAAGAAACACACUUUCAUACACACAGGUGAGAAACCACACGUGUGCAAAGUGUGCGGUAAAGGAUUCAGCCAAAGCUCCAACCUCAUCACCCACAGCCGAAAGCACAGCAGCUAUCAGCCGUUCAGUUGCCCCCGCUGUCAGCGCACCUUCCAGCGCAGGGUUGACCUACAGCACCACCAAGAGACACAGUGUGGCUAUGGAAACAUGUACACUCAGAACUGAGGCCAUGACGCAGCUGAACAGAGUGAAAUGGGAUUUGUAAAUAAGUUGCAAUCAUAAUAAUAAAUUGUAAAAGUCUGAAAAUAUGCAUAAAGUAAUGACAUUCAUGCUUAAAAAUGUUAAA